CACCAACAUUUGCCCAGUACCUUUUGCUUUUUAUUGCUCUUUCUCUCUCUUCUGUUCAUAAAAAAACGAAAUAAAAAUAAAAAUAAACAAAAAGUCUGAUUCUCUCUCUGUCUCUGUCUCUCUAUUACUCUCUUCUCUUUCUUUCCCUUUUUGCUUUUCUGAAAAUCGUGCUCUCUUUUCUUUCUCUUUCUCUUUCUCUCUGUCUUUUACUCUCAAAGAGACAGAAGUUCAGCUAUGCAGAAUAAUGAUAUGGGGAUGAGAUGGCCCUUCUUCUGAUAAUGGCUCAGCAAAGUAUACCCAACAAUGCCAGCAAUAAUGCUUCCCAACAACACCAUGAACACCAACUGUUGAAGCCCAUUUUCCAUGACUUUUUGGGCAUGAAGCCCACUGAUUCCCCUACGGUUUUGGCCCCCAAGACCACCAACACCACGACGACGACCGCAGAUGUCAGGCUUUCUGAGGUCUCCCCUUCUGCCUCUGCCUCACUUGGGGCUUCCUCUGGCGGUGGCCGUGGUCCUAUCUCCGCUACCUCCGAUCCUGCCUCCGUAGAGAGACAGGUUGGAAAUCAUCUUGAAGGGGUUUCAUUCUAUGGUCCGAGGAGUGAUAUUUCUGGACAUGAGAUAAGUAAUAGGAUGGUGGGAAGUAAGAGAAGUAAUUCAGACUCUACUUUUAUGGGAUCAUCCAGAGAUGGAAUCCCUCAUAUGGUUUCUGAUUCUGUUGAGGGCUCGCAUUUGCUGAAGAUACUUAGAAAUGGAGUGGUUGGAGAGAGACCUAGACGGUCCAAUGACGAUGAAGUGGCCUUUGUCACACAGCAACCACGGCCUACUUCUGCUCUUAUGUUCCAACCUCCAGCUGGUGUUAGGGCUGACAACAACAUUUCCAAAUGGGAUCGAUCAAUUCCAAUGAAUGUGGGCACUUCUAUGCAGUACCCUCCUCGAGGGGGUCAUUUUGUGCCUUUCAUGCCUCAAGUACCUUCAAACCGAUUUAGGGAUGCCAAUAUCAGUCCUUCAAAUAUCUCUCAAUCUGCUGCAGAUGAGGGAUCUAGAACUGGAAUUAAAGGCCAAGGAAUUUUGAGUUCUAUUAAUGCAGCCAGUGGUGCUUCUGAGAGAAACUCAUCUGUGGCCCUGCCAAGUGGUAGCAGGCAAAAGUCUGGGGCCAUUGUUCGAGAGCCAGAAUCGUCAACUCCGCCAAGUCAAGAUGGAUUUGCAUCUGCAAGUCGGCAGAUGACUAUAUUUUAUGGUGGUCAAGCUCAUGUAUUUGAUGAUGUUCAUCCAAACAAGGCAGAUGUUAUAAUGGCCUUGGCUGGAUCAAAUGGAGGAUCUUGGUCAACGACCUAUUCACCAAAAUCUACUGUUAAGCCAGCUGGUGAAAGUCACAUUCGCAGUGGAGAGGUUGAAACUGGAAAUGCAAGUAACAUGGUCUUUCUGCAAGAACAUCGUGGGAGGUCAUGUCUCCCUGGCAAUUCUACUCAAGGAGUUGGUUUUGGUGAUCGAAUCUCAAAACCAGCAGGUGGCCUUCAAGUCAGCACUUUAACCAAAGACAUGAGAAACUCAGUUCAAGCUGCAGAGCCCACUUCUAAAGAGAAAACUGAGCUGUGAUGUUAAAACCGAGUCUUAAAUAGUGUUAUCUAUCUUAAAUUUAUGAACAUCCUUUUUCAAAAGAAGAAAAGAAAAAAAAAAAAUGAAAAAAAAUAAAAAAGAAAAAAAUCUUUGCUCCGUUUCUUGGGAACCAACUUUUUUUUAAAUUUUUUUUUUUUUUUUUUUUUUUCCCCCCCUUGUCUUAUUAACCUUUUCUAAUCUUAUGCACGGGUAGUUGUAGUUCGGUUGGUUUCUAGUUUAGUAGUUUCAGUAAUGCUAUCAUUUUCAUAUUGGGACAUACAACCUUAGUUUCAGCCCUGAUGGAAAUUGGGUCAUUACAAGUUAGUCCUACUUAUGAAUUUGCUAGAAGGCGGGUGGUAUUGUUCACGGUACCAAAACGUGUAGGCAAUUUGUAUGUGCAGUUCAUAUUAUAUGUUUGUCAGAAAGGUUAGCUUAAAAUGUGUAUCUAUGUGAAAUUGGACUUGAUUUGGCUCUGAAAUCAGCUUUGGGUUAUGAAAAUUUUCCCACCUUAAGAACGAAGAGUUUGUUUCAUUA
Messenger RNA from Ziziphus jujuba (common jujube), 2132 nucleotides. RefSeq names its product protein TIFY 8. NCBI's taxonomy places the organism in Eukaryota, Viridiplantae, Streptophyta, Magnoliopsida, Rosales, Rhamnaceae. Bases 261 to 1598 code for a protein of 445 amino acids. The record is from RefSeq and is a predicted model, not a curated record. Gene Ontology annotation, cellular component: nucleus. Gene Ontology annotation, biological process: regulation of defense response; regulation of jasmonic acid mediated signaling pathway; response to wounding. The transcript is spliced from 6 exons.